UCACGGAAGGCUGCAUUAUUUAAGCUGUUAUUCAAACGGUUAUUCGUAUAUUUGUGAACAUAACUUGUGUUGGAUGUUUCAUUACAAUGGAUAAUUGUAAAAUUUUCGGAAUGUUUUUAUUUAUUCUUUUUUUGAACCAUGUUCAUGGUCAGACAUCGUCAAAUAUAAGACAAUUAUAUACUGAUAUUUUUACAAGUUACCAACCAUCCAUCGUUCCAAAUUCUGAUUUUUCAGCACCAUUACAAAUAACAAUAUCACCCUAUUUAAUGACCAUUACUCAGUUUCAGGAAGUGGAAGAAACUCUAGACGUGGCUUUAGGACUUAUAGCAAACUGGGUUGAUGACGGAUUUUCGUGGACUCCAUCAUCAUACGGUAAUGCGGAAUAUAUUAUAGUGCCUCACACAGAUGUGUGGACUCCAAAGUUUGUUCUGGUAAAUUCUGUUGAAACAUAUGAACCUUUAGCGGGAGAAAACGAUAUAUUUGCAACAGUUUAUUCUAAUGGAACCAUGUCAAUAGCUUAUGGUGAUGUUUUGUCAUCGAAAUGUACAGCCAAUAUAUACAAGUUUCCAUUUGAUUCUCAAACAUGUCAUCUGCAAUUUGCCGUCUGGGGAAUAACAUCAAACGAUAUAACCAUAGUCGCAAACCCUAUGAGUUUAGCGUUUUACAAUGAAAAUUCAAAUUGGAAACUAGAUUCCUAUAGUUCAAAAUCUAUAGUUGAGAACGGGUACUCUAUGCUUAUACUUACAAUGACGAUAAAGCGUGUGCCGUUGUACUACGUCAUAAUGGUAGCUUUGCCAACAAAUAUGUUCUUUGUAUUAAACCCGCUCGUGUUUCUACUUCCUGUUGAAUCUGGUGAACGCUUAGGACUUGCGAUGACAAUAUUAUUAUCGUAUGCUAUAUUCCUGACAAUGGUACAAACGUCCAUACCAGCCUCUUCAAAUCCGAUGAGUGUUUUACUGAUUAUAAUGAUAGUGACUAUUGUAAUAAGCGGUAUCACAGCUGGUGUAACUAUUUACAUAGCGGCACUUUAUCAUAGAGAACCACACGUUAAAAUGAACUCUUUUUGGAAGUUUAUCGGGACGAGAUUACCAUGGAGUAGAAGGCAUACACCUGUGCGGCCGUUGACUAAGAAUGGUGCAAAGGGGGAUAUAAUAUCCUCGCCUAUAGAGACAAACAUAACCUGGCAAGAAGUUUGUCAUGCUCUAGAUACACUUAUGAUGGUAAUACUAUAUGCAAAUAUUUUCAUUAUCAACUGUGCAUUUUUCAUAGCUGUAUCUUAGCGAUAUGACACAUAUGAAUAAAUACUUUGAUGUGUGUUAUCUAGAUUAAUUACAUGUAUAUUUAUUAAAAUGUGACAACAUUUAGAUCAGUUACACAGCUACCAUAUGUUAUCAGUUAUCAAUGUUGAAAAAAAAUAUUUUGGUAUUUUGUUGUUCAUCUAAACAGUUGAAUGCCAUGUGUUUCACUGUAAGUGGUAGUUCAUGGUAGAUAUGUAGUAUGUCCUGCUGAAUUAUAAAGCGUUUCGUUCUUAAUGAAAACACAAUAUCAUUGAACGUUGCAGUCUAAUUAUGUAUGAUCUAUCAUUAUAUUAAAAACGGUUUCACUUUUAAAAACUCGCUUAGAUUAUUUUUGUUGUUCUAUCUUGUGUAAUAGCAUAAAUAAAAGCUCAACUACA
This is a messenger RNA of Mytilus trossulus (common blue mussel), 1675 nucleotides long. RefSeq names its product acetylcholine receptor subunit alpha-like. Gene Ontology annotation, biological process: chemical synaptic transmission; regulation of membrane potential; signal transduction. Gene Ontology annotation, molecular function: acetylcholine-gated monoatomic cation-selective channel activity; transmembrane signaling receptor activity. The coding region runs from base 87 to 1280 and encodes 397 amino acids. Gene Ontology annotation, cellular component: neuron projection; plasma membrane; synapse. The record is from RefSeq and is a predicted model, not a curated record. The transcript has a single exon. NCBI's taxonomy places the organism in Eukaryota, Metazoa, Mollusca, Bivalvia, Mytilida, Mytilidae.